Messenger RNA from Cuscuta campestris, 634 nucleotides. The record is from the annotation of a GenBank genome assembly. NCBI's taxonomy places the organism in Eukaryota, Viridiplantae, Streptophyta, Magnoliopsida, Solanales, Convolvulaceae.
CGACUCAACGAGUAUUGCACGGAAUAAGCAGUAUAGAUUGUCAAACAGGAGAAGGUAGGACACAAUGGAAGUAGCUGAUAAAGCUGUUGGGCUGCUAUUGACGAUUACUAGUUUGUCCAUUUUCACUUACUAUACCUUCUGGGUCAUUAUUCUGCCUUUUGUCGACCGCGGCCAUUUUGUGCACAACUACUUUCUCCCACAAGAAUAUGCCAUUCUCAUUCCCGUGUUUGCUGGUGUGGCGCUUCUCAGCUUCCUAAGCAUGUUUGUUGGAUAUGUGAUGCUCAAAUCCAAGAAGAAAAAGAAGGCAUGAUCCAUCUUCAACACGAUACUUACUAUAUUGGUUAUUGUUAUUUAUGGUUUUUAUCGCUGUAUUGGGUUAUUUUGUUUGGCAUUUAUAAUCAUUUCUUCCACCAGUCUACUUUUAAUAUUUUCCUUUAUGUGUUGUUUUGUUUGUUCCUCCCUUAUGUGAUAGAGGUCGUUCUCAAUCAAUAGGUUUUGAUUGGGCGGAACCAGACAUGAUUUAUUGUUUAGUAGAAUAGGCUUUGAUUAGGUUGUCUAUGGAACCAGACAUGAUAUAAUGUUUAGUAUCUUUUUUCACUGUGAUUUUCUCUUAUCAUAAAACCUUUCAAUGUUU